CAACACUCUUUGCGCCAAAACUCGAACGCAGUUUGAUGGUGUGUGUGUUUAACUCGGGAAUGUUUUUGGUUUUUCUUAUUAUUAACAAAAAACAGUGACCCAGAAAUAUGAGCGAAUCGGUUGCAGAAACUGCAGCUGCAGCGGAAAAUGAAGAGCAGGCCGACGACUCUAUGGAAAAGCUGGCGUUCGACGAGGAAGACGACAAGAAUGUGUCCGCCGAAGAUUUAUUGGGUGGCAAAAGUUUGAUGAUGUCGGACGACAGCGAAAAUGAAGACAUCUCUGAGGAAAAAAUCAGGAAAGUCUCACCCAAGGGCAGGAGCCAAAGGAUGAUGGAGAUUGAUUCAGAGGAAGAAGAAAACAUGACGGAGAAAAAGCAAAACUCACCCAAAAACAAGGGGCAACGGCUGCUGGACAGCGAUGAAGAUGAGGUAGUGGCCUCCAGGCCCAAAAAUAAGGUGUCCAAUAUAGAUUCAGACAGUGAGGAGGAGAACCAAUUGGAUAAAAAGGAGGAGUGGAAACAGAAGAAACCUGUCAAGAAAAACAAGAAAAAAUCUUCCGAGGAUGAUAAAACCCAGGAAGGUCAAGAGCUGGAUAAACCUUCAUUAUCAGAUAAGAAGAAGAAGGGGUCCAAAAACAAGAAACAAAAGCAAGAGGUGGAAGACACGGAGAAACCUUUCGAAAAUAAAAAGGCAAAAAAGUUGGCGCACAAUAAAAAGCAAAUAAACAAACAGGGAGAACCAAUAGGGAACGAGGAAAUGGACUCACUAAUGGACCAAGAAGAAGUUAAGAAAGCAGUUAAACCUUCUAAGAAACAACAGCCAAUAAAGUUGGCCAAGAAUAAGAAGCAGCAGGAGGACAAUGAGGAAGAUCAGCAGGUUGAUCCGGAACAGAAGAAACCUACAAAAGGAAAAAAGGUUGGAAAGUCAAAAAAGGAAUCUAAACUUAGCAAAGAGGAAGACUCCCCAAAGGAUCACGAAGCAGCUGAUGAUCAGGAGAAAUCUCCCGAAAAAUCUGCUAAGAACAAUAAUCGCAAUGUGGACAGUGAGGAAGAAACCCAGGUCCGGGAAAAAGAUACCAAAAAGGACUCGCAAAUUGACAAAAACAAAGAUCAGGCGGUAAAUCCCAAGCCAAAAAAGGUAUCCAAGAAAAAAUUACAAAAAGUGAACAGCGACGACGACAUUCAGAACAACGAAGAUGUUGAAGAUACACCGGAUCAGGACAUGGAAGUGGACAGCGAUGGCGGUGAGCAGGACAAACAGACCCCUCUCAAAAAAAUCAAGAAAAAGAAACAACGAUUGGACAGUAAUAGCGAAGAGGAGACCCAGCCAAGUGAAAUCGAAGAGGAAACCGUUUCGCUCAAAAACAAACUUAAAGGUUUAGUGGAUUCCGAGUCAGAGCCAGAGGAGUCCGCUCCAGAAACCAGUCCUAUUAAGAAUAAAUUGAAAGAAGUGGUGGACUCGGAAUCUGAACCAGAGCUUAGCAACAACGAGGAAUCAGCACAAGAGCAGGAAAAUCCCUCUGGAGUUGUCACAGGAAAAGCCAAAAAGCCCAAAGUUGUGCGGGAAUCAGCGAAGAAGGCGCUAGAGGGAAUGCAGGCCAUCCAAAGCGAACAGCAGCGUUUGCACCGCGAGGCGCACAUCAAUGUGCCCUACCAUCAGCCAAAACCCAGGACACUAAAGGAGUUCCUUAGCCGGCGGACUAUCAAUGCUCCGUUGGCAACAGCUCUGGCUGGUGGAAGUCCCAUGCCCAACAGGGAGCCAAGGAAGUCAGUAGGACUGCGGAUGACCCGUGAGGAAUUGGAGGCCUAUGCGAAAUUGAUGGAGGAUCGUGCCAAAGAGGCCACAGAGUUCUUUAAAUCUGAAUCCGAGUCAGAGGAGGACAUUGAUUCGGACAGUGAAGGGCCCAUGGAGUUGAAAGACAAUCCUGGGGUUUUGGAUGAAGUUAUAGAUAAUCCAAAAACCCCUGAACAAGCUAAGUCCCACACAGAAGAGCUGGCCUGCGAAGCAAUGGAGGAGGACCUUGUAAUGGAAGAAACGAGAGUGGAAGACCCCGUUCUCGAAGAAGAACCCAUUGCAUCCACAUCAGCUGCAGCUGCUGUACGCUUUAUAGAUAAUCAGGAGUCAGAGAGUCCGACAAAAUCUCCCAGCAAAGUCUGCCUGAUAACAGAGGUAGUGGAGCUGCCCAGGCUGGACUUGAGCACCAUUAACAUAACACCGCCUUCUAAACCUGCAACGCCAAGAAUCAGCGAAGCCAUUCGGAAAUUAAAGAUCGAGAAAAGCUUGGAUGAAAGUCCUUCCUUGAAGGGUGAUGCCAACAUGGUUAUCGACCUGGAAACAGGCGAUAUGUUCGCGAAGAAACCAACUGGAGUUGAUGAUUUGCUGAAGCGGCUAAUGAAAACCAGAGAGGCCAAAAAGCACAAAACCACAGAGACUGUCAACAUUUUAACCACUGAUCAUGGGAAGCUGGAGAUGUCCAAAGUAAGCAUUCACCUGCACGAGGAGGAGAUAGCUAAGGAACCCAAACCAGGAGCGGGUUACAUGAAAAUGCAAGAGCAGCUUAAGUCCUUGAUCACCAAAAAACGUAUGGAAGAUCUACGCAAGAAGAAGGCUGAAGAGGAAAAGAUGAUGGCAGAGGACGAGGAGGAGGGCAUGGAUGUGGACGAGGAAUAUGAACCAGAAGAUAAACCUGGCUAUGCAGAGGUGACCAUAAACGAGGAUGAGGAGAUCAUAGAAGAUGGCGAGGGUACAGCCGACGAGGAUGAGGUUGCUGAAAACAACAAAAGUGAUGCAGGCGAGGAUGCAGAAGAUGAACCAGUUGAAGAACAUGCUGCGGAGGAAAACAGCAGUGAGAGUGAACAGGAAAGCAGCGAACCAGAGCCAGAACCCGCAACGCAAGGGAGGAAAAAGAACAGAAUCAUUAAGGCUUUUGCGGCCGACGACUCCGAUGAAGAUGAUCUCGAUCUGCUACAAACUCCUAAGCCAAGCAACAUCGCUCCCAUAACAGCCACACAGCUACAAUUGUCCGCCCACAAGCUUUUCGAUGCGGAAACUCGACGAACAGCGAGCGACGAGGAGAAUGAGCUACUCGAUUUGUGCUCCGGUCAGUUCCCGCAGUCCCAGAUGCCUUCUUCCGCUGCACCCUCCGUGGAUACGGCUGUUAUCAGUCAGAUUCCUAUGACACAGUUUGGAGGCAGCAGCCAGGCACCCGAUGAACUGGAGGGCCUUUGUUCCGGCACCUUUGCCUCCCAGGUUCCAUCGCAAAUUCCCACCCAGGAACCGGAGAAGCCAGAAGAAUCACAAGAGCCUCCAAUGGUGGCCAAUAGAAUUGUUUCAAGUGAUGAGGAGGCGAAGGAGGAUGCGCAGGAUGCCGAAAAACCACGCAACAAAAAACUUACCAAGAAGAGACCAAAGAAAAAGGCUAAACUGGGAUUUUCCGAUGAUGAGGAAAGCGAUGGUGAUGUCGAGGAGUUGGAGGAAGAAGAAAGCGAAGGAGAGCCUGUGGAGGAAAUACCGGAAACUUUUGUGGACUACGAUUCGGAGGAGAACGAAAUUGUUGUGGAGAUGACCAAGAAAGAUCGCAAAAUGAGAGCGGCCAACUUUGUGGAUAAAGAAGCUGAGUUAUCUGAAUCCGAAUGGGGAUCUGCCGACGAGGACGAGAAGAACAUGGAUAACUACGACAUAGAGUUGGGCGAUGAGGAUCACUUUGAUCGCGAUAAGCUGCGCCAUGAGUUGGGACAGAUUCAUGCCCGUAAAAUGAUGGAUCAAGAUAUUCGGGAGGUGCGCAAAAUCAAGGAACUGCUCUUCGAAGAGGAGGAGGAGGGAGCAAAUCGUCAACGCCAAUUUCGUUGGAAGAACGUUGAGAGUGGUUUUAGCCUAGAGGACCAUCGUCCAGAAAAUGGUGAAGGAAACGAGGGUAGUGGCGAUGAGGAAAACGAGCAUCUAUGGCGAAAAAUUCGAUAUGAACGCGAGCAGCUGCUUCUGGAAAAAGGACUGAAAGCGGAAGCAGCCUCUCCGCUCUCCACAUCCGUGAUAAACACCAGCAACUCUGGCAGUUCUAUUCGCCGGCUAAAUAUUAUUUCAUCCAAAAAGACAACGGUGGAAGUAAAAAAGAGUUCACCGUUUCUGAUCUCAAAAACAUUAGUGGGCAAACAGCAGAAGAGUGCAGUUCGUGGUUCCUUUUUGGUUCGAGACCAGCAGACUCUCACAAAACUGGCAGGGCUCACCAAAGGACCCUCCGGCGAUGUGGACCGAGCAGAUGGUUCCAUUUCUGUAAAAACAGCCAAGGCCAAAAACUUUGUGUUUGCCACGCUAACGGAGGAGGAACAUGAGAAUCGAAAACGAAAGGCAGCCGAUUUAUUAAACAGUAGCACUGAAACGGGUGUGAAUUUUUUGAAGAAACCUCGAAUGGAACCUCGAAGGGAGAAGUGCCUUAUAGAUCAGCUUCUUUAAAAUAAUAAUUUUUAAUUCUAGACACACCUCUCUUGUACAUUUUAGUUUAAAUUGUAGUAGGAUAGCUAAUAAGAAUAAAAAAAACUGAAUACAUUCAA
Molecule: messenger RNA, 4546 nt
Organism: Drosophila ficusphila
Lineage: Eukaryota; Metazoa; Arthropoda; Insecta; Diptera; Drosophilidae
Product: claspin
Exons: 7
Coding region: 108-4448 (1446 amino acids)
Biological process (GO): mitotic DNA replication checkpoint signaling; activation of protein kinase activity; mitotic G2 DNA damage checkpoint signaling
Molecular function (GO): anaphase-promoting complex binding
Source: RefSeq, a predicted model, not a curated record